Molecule: messenger RNA, 3938 nt
Organism: Loxodonta africana (African savanna elephant)
Lineage: Eukaryota; Metazoa; Chordata; Mammalia; Proboscidea; Elephantidae
Gene: PGPEP1L
Product: pyroglutamyl-peptidase I like
Biological process (GO): proteolysis
Cellular component (GO): cytosol
Molecular function (GO): pyroglutamyl-peptidase activity
Source: RefSeq, a predicted model, not a curated record
AGGCCAGUGAAUUUGACUUUGUCAGGUUCCCAGGCAAGUGAGUGGCAGAACCAGGCUCAGAACCCCGGCUGCCAUUUAACACACUUUCCAUUUUAUUACACCUGCCAAAAAGAUGGAAGACCCCAACACUCUUAGGAGACUCAGGCCAGGUACAUUAAGUUGUGGAGGCAAUAGGAGAGCUGGUGGGUAUAUUCCAGAAAUCCACAAUCAGGGACUCUGAUGGCUACAGUGGCCUUACCAGGAGGGACACUAGCUACAUUACAGCCCAGAGGUCCUUGGCACUGCCUUACCUCCUCCACUGUCCCCUGCCUCAGCUCCAAUCUCCUCUUGCUCAGGUCUGAGGUCAGAGGAAGGCUUCACCUCCACUGGCAGGGGCUGGAGAGAGGCUGAACUCCCUUAGGAGGGGCAGUGGGCAGGGAGGGGGCACUGUGGUUAAGUUCUCUUACAGAACUGUACACAGAAAGAAGGAAGGUGAAAGCAGGAUCUCUCAGAGCCUCAUAUUUGCUUGGAACCAUUUAAAAGUAUAGAAGUGACUUUUACUGCCAGGGUUCCAGAAUGAGGAAAGCCCACAGGCCCUUGGCACAGAGUCUAAUCCACAGGCGCCCAGGUUUUGGACCCUUCCGGCAGCACCUGGUGAAUCCUAGCUGGGAAGCAGUGAAGGUGCUCUCCAAGCUGGGCCUGGGGGGUGACACGGAGCUGGAGCUGCGGACACUUCAGCUGCCAGUGGAUUACAGGGAGGCCGCGCAGAGGGUUACCAGAAUCUGGGAAGAUCUUCAACCACACCUCGCCGUGCACGUGGGCGUGGACUCCUGCGCGAAGGCGAUCGUUCUGGAACAGUGUGGCAAGAACACAGGCUACCGGCAGGCGGACAUCCGGGGCUUCCGGCCAGAGGGGGGCGUGUGCCUGCCUGGUGGCCCGGAAGUGAUCCUGUCGGAGGUCAGCGUGAGGGCCGUCUGCCGGCGUGUUGCGCUGGAAGGCAUCGAGGUGAUCUUUUCCCGAGACGCGGGCAGAUAUGUCUGUGAUUACACCUACUACCUGUCGCUGCAUCAUGGAAAUGGGCGCGCAGUGCUCAUCCACGUCCCACCGUUAUCACCUCGGCUCCCGGCCGGCCUGCUGGGAAAAGCCUUGCAAGCCCUUGUCCAGGAGCUGCUGGAGGAGGUGGCGAAGCCCGAGCUCAAAGCCUGGCUUGCAGAAAACUCUACCCUGGUGCUUCGAGCCAAGGGGAACCACUUGGGGCUCAGAUUCUUUCUAGAAAAUGAAAUGUUUCAAUACUGUGUGUAGAGCUCAACUGUGUUUUGAGAGGCUUUAAAAAAAAUUGCUUAUAAAACAGUUUAUACAGAGGAAAAAAUUCUGAAUUAGGCCAAAUGAAAUCACAAAGGGUUAUUUUAUUGUCAGAAGACAGAACACUCUGAAAGGCAGACAUUUCACAAGGAAUUAAGUAGCUUUCAGUUAUGGUUUUCGUGACAAUAAAAUGAAAUCUUAGUAAUUUUUUUACUCCCAAAACACAAUGCAAUGGGCCUGUGUGAUCCUACCCGGACUGCUGGGCCCGCAAACCUGUUCUGCAGGCCCUUGCAGGGUGGGUUCAUCCACAGGCUCCUGGUUACUGGGAAGCACAGGUGUAGCUACCCCCUGGGGUGCCCCGUUUUCGGCCCCCAAGUUCAUGCCUCUGGGUAUCCUGGGCAGCUUCUGGCCACUGAGUCUCUAGUGUUUAAGCCAAAGUUGGUGCAAAAAGCCAAGGUUCACAGUAGGGCUUAGCUUCUCUGCUGUGGUCAGUGUUUUCCCUAACUUAAAAAACAGAACCCCCAUCUUUACAUCCCUCAUCUUGCCUCUCCGACAGCACGUUGGGCCUCGUGCCAAGCUGCUCACAGCGAGUUUAUGUGUCCAGUGUUUUCUGGGCGCCAUGGUCUAUAGGGAGCCCUAUUGGCAACAGUGGUUUUGGAGGAAGGGGGUGAAGUGGUUAAGCGCUGGGAAAUUUUUUGUUAUGUUUCAAUGCUCACGACGAGCACUUUUUCAACUUAAUUACAUUUUAAAGAAGUCAUUUCGUGCACAGAUACAUCCACACCACAAAGGAAGUAGACAAGCCUUGAAGGCCUCUGCUAGGUCUCCAGAGCAUCUGUGCCCUUGGAAUACUUUGGGUAGGACCUCCUCUGAAUUAAAACUGGAUCAUUUGACAAACAGAUCCAGGUGACACUGCAGCAGAUCAAAGCCAGCAGGUGGGUGGGUGGUGCUGGCCAGCACACACAGGUACCACCACCACACAGAUGUUCAAUGCGCAGUUCCUUCUGCCCUUGUAGGCCCCUCGUAGGCCGAUGGCAGCUGCCCAGGCCCCCCGCCCCCUUGCUGCAGCUGCUGCCCCGGGACACCAGUAGCAGCGGGCCCCUGACGGUGCUCCAGCAUGUUAGGGUGCUUGGCGACAUGCCAGGCACGUUUGAACAACCUGUAGAUGUUAUCUGGUUGGGAGCCCCAGAGCUCCCCCUUGAUGAGCUUGCCCAUCAUCCCCUCCUCUCUGGCCUCUAGGGCUCCACUUGGGAGAACCCCCGAAGGCCCCGUCACCUCCUGGUCUGUGCAAUGGCACGGCCUCCCCCGGCAACAUCCAGGGGGCCUGUUUAUUUGUGGCUGAUCCUCGGCAUUUCUGAGUGCGUUUAAAAGCCCCAACCAUAAAAUCUGGUAUUAGAAGCAAAGCUAGUUUGGUUAUUUAAUAGCUUGGGGGGCUUGGGGAUGUCUUUAUGGUUUGCUCAUCUAUAAAACAGUCAUAAAAAUCCUUCCUUUGCAGGGUGGGUAUGAACAUUCAAUAAGGGACUUGAAAUGCUUUUAGUGACAAUAGUACACUACAAAAUACACACCUUACCGAGUAUGGACUUGUAGCUGGACCUGUGUGGCCAAAUAAGGACAUCGCCUUGCUGGGUUUGUGGUCUUGACAUGGGGGAUGGGGGGGAGGGGUGUCUAAUGCUUCUAAUGACCCAGCAGUUGCCUUUUAAGAAACUGCUGUUUCCUCUGACUGAACAGGACAAGUGAAGCGUGCACUUUGGCACCUGGGAAGCGCAGCGUCAACCCGUCCAGCCGAGUGGGCUCACCCCUCUGGCUUCCCUGUGCCCACCUGCCAGCAGCCCAGAAAUCCCAGCCUCUGAAGCGAGCCUUCCUUUAGUCAGCAAUCAUCUGGUGAAGGUCCUGCGUGCCAGGCACUCAAGUGACAGUGGUGAGCAAAAACCUGGGCAACACCAGGUAUGAGCAUCCUCUUUUGGAAGAGCCUUUUGUUUUCAAGUCCAGGUACUUGUGACUCCUCAGGUCUUAGGUAACCAUGGCCUUUGCUUUGUUUCUACUGCCUACACUUGGCUAGUUAGCCCUUCAUCCAAAGACCUGGUUUUGUGACUGGAGUAUAACGUCCCAUGAUCAUAUUUUAGUGAAAUGAUCAGCUUGUUCUCCUGAUGUUAUAUUUAUGUACCUCUGGUCUGAUUCUAGAACAUUUACAGCUUGUUUCCUUUGACGGUACAAUUACAUUCUCCACCGUAACUGUGCCUGGGCUGUUGGGCCCAGAUCUCCAAUCAUCAGCUAGAAAGGAACAUUUUCAAACGCCUCCAGCAACAUGUCCUGCCACAUCGGUCCUCACCUGCACGCCUGGCGGUAGGCAGGUUAGCUGGGAGGUACCAACAAGGAAGUGGAAAUGUGAAGAGUAAAGUCCUUUGCCCCAGAGUCACCCAGAUGAAACCUGCCUUGGCCUGACUUGUGUCAGCGGAACGCAUAAGAAAAAAGUCUACAAAUCAGUCAAAAAUGAAGCACAGAUUCCUGUAUUUUAUGUAUUCAGAUUUUCUUUUAGCUGCUUUAAUAGUGAGAAAUAGAAUAGCUUUCCGCUCUUCACCAGCAAUUUGCAUGCUGAGGAGGUUCAGCUGUCAGCAAUCAGCAAAGCCUUCUCACACAACGCUUCCCGGUGACGUGUGAAC